CCUGCCUCUCGCUUCAGAUGCAGGAACAGACCAGAGAGCUGUGACUGUGUUAGUAGCACAGGGAGAGCAUGACUGGAUUGGAAUCUCAAAGGAGCGGCAGCACUGCGAACGAAGCCCCAGUCGCGGUCACUGUCGUAGGCUUCCUCUGUGCGAGGGGAGACGGGGAAAUCAUUUAAGUGAGCUCGAGCCACCUCUGGACAGAGCAAUGUGGGCAAGAGGAGCCGGGCACGGGAGCUGCUUGCCAUUCGGAUAAUCUCUGUUCCUAGUCUCAGUUCUGUGCAGCAUCCCUGCUUUUUGGAGGGGCAAUGUGGAGUCAAGGUUUCAUAUGGAACUUGGAAUAAAAAGCAAGAUCACCUCUCUCUUUUUUAACCAAACCAAAAUAAUUUUUGGGGGUACAGUAUCUUUCUCUUUCUCUCGCUUUCUUCCCCCCACUUUUUCUGCUAGCAGCUGGAGGGGGAGAUUGUGACACCAAAGGGAAUAUUUUCUGUGCAUGAGAGACUUCUCAACAAGUAAGCACAUUGUUUCCUAACUCCUGGCUGAGUGGGCUUCAGUUAGCCAACGGGCUGCUUUUGCAGCACACAUUAUGAUUUGACAGGAUGGCAGGCAAAAGAACAGCUGGCAGAAAGCAAUAGGGUGGGGGGAACCAAUAAGGAAGCCAUCCACAACCUGCCCCUUCUCAAUAAAAUAAGCCUACAGAUAUCCUUGUCAAUAAUAAUUGUGGAACACUUUUGACGUCACAAUGCGCAGAUCUAGCACGGAUGAAUCAACGUAUCACAGGAGCCCUUCUCUGGACAGCAAGGAUUACAGUUUUCCAAAUGGCGCUUUCCGUCGCUACAGCAGCAUGUAUGGCGGCCAGUUUGGGGCCGCAAGCAACUCUUUUUUUGGAUUCCACACUAACCCGGGCCCUAAGGCCACCAAGGCUAAGUACACAUCUCCCAAAGGGAACAAGUAUGUGGUCUUUUACUUGGAUCUCUCCUUUAUUUUCCUUCUAGAACUGAAGAGGUGCAGCAUGGCUCACAACUGCCUGCAGUGCAUUAAGUACCUCAUGUUUGUCUUCAACCUUCUGUUCUGGCUGGGAGGCUGUGGGAUCCUCGGAGUUGGCAUAUGGCUAGCCGUCACCCAGGGGAACUUUGCUACUCUCUCUUCUUCCUUCCCAUCCCUGUCGGCUGCCAACCUGCUCAUCAUCACAGGGACCUUUGUAAUGAUCAUUGGCUUUGUGGGAUGCAUAGGAGCCAUCAAAGAAAACAAGUGCCUCCUGCUUACUUUUUUUAUCAUGCUGUUACUCGUAUUUGUGCUGGAGCUUACUGUCGUGAUUCUGUUCUUCGUCUACACAGACAAGAUUGAUAAGUAUGCUCAGCGUGACCUGAAGAAAGGGCUUCAUUUGUAUGGAACUGAUGGAAAUAUUGGCCUAACUAAUGCAUGGAGCAUCAUACAAACAGAUUUCAGAUGCUGCGGCGUGUCAAACUACACUGACUGGUUUGACGUGUACAACACCACACGGGUGCCCGAUUCCUGCUGCUUGGAGUUCAGUGAGAAUUGUGGUCUUCAUUCACCAGGGACCUGGUGGAAAGCUCCUUGUUAUGAAACAGUAAAAAUAUGGCUCCAGGAAAACCUGUUAGCGGUGGGAAUUUUUGGAUUAUGUACAGCUUUGGUUCAGAUUCUUGGACUGACAUUUGCAAUGACCAUGUACUGUCAGGUCGUCAAGGCAGAUACCUACUGUGCAUAAAACAUAUUCAGAGUCCAUCAGCCCCGGCUCACCUCUACAAGAUGAAAGAGGACACUACUUCAUGCUCAACCAUAAUUUUUUUCUAUGUAAAAUAAACUGUGUAUAACCCUCUCUGGAAA
Messenger RNA from Varanus komodoensis (Komodo dragon), 1845 nucleotides. It is a transcript of the gene TSPAN4, whose product is annotated as tetraspanin 4. Lineage: Eukaryota; Metazoa; Chordata; Lepidosauria; Squamata; Varanidae. The transcript is spliced from 7 exons. Bases 740 to 1726 code for a protein of 328 amino acids. The record is from RefSeq and is a predicted model, not a curated record. Gene Ontology annotation, cellular component: membrane.